Dromiciops gliroides (monito del monte) is the source of this 939-nucleotide messenger RNA. Its product is annotated as olfactory receptor 5AC1-like. Bases 1 to 939 code for a protein of 312 amino acids. Gene Ontology annotation, molecular function: G protein-coupled receptor activity; olfactory receptor activity; odorant binding. Gene Ontology annotation, cellular component: membrane. The record is from RefSeq and is a predicted model, not a curated record. Lineage: Eukaryota; Metazoa; Chordata; Mammalia; Microbiotheria; Microbiotheriidae. Gene Ontology annotation, biological process: G protein-coupled receptor signaling pathway; sensory perception of smell. The transcript has a single exon.
AUGAUGAAGGACAAUGUAACACUGGUGACAGAGUUUGUUCUCACAGGUCUCACAGAUAGCCCAGAAUUUCAGCUCCUCUUGUUCUUCAUAUUCUUAGUGAUCUACCUCAUCACCAUGAUGGGCAACAUUGGGCUGGUUGUCCUUGUUUGGAUGGACUCUCACCUUCACACACCCAUGUACAUAUUCCUCAGCAGUUUAGCUUUUGCAGAUGCCUGGGCUUCCUCUUCAGUGACCCCCAAGAUGCUGAUAAACUUAUUGUCCAAAAAUAAAUCUAUAUCCCUUUUGGAAUGCAUGGCCCAGUUUUACUUUUUUGGUGUCAGUGCCACUGCAGAGUGUUUCCUGUUGGCAGUGAUGGCAUAUGACCGAUAUGCAGCCAUAUGUUAUCCUCUCCUUUAUCCAGUGAGGAUGUCCAACAGCCUAUGCAGGCAGCUGGUGAUCACUUCCUUUACACUUGGCUUUCUUCAUCUCAUGAUUCACGUGGGUUUAUUAUUUAGACUAACCUUCUGUAGAUCCAAUAUAAUACAUCAUUUCUAUUGUGAAAUUUUACCAUUGUUUAGGAUUUCCUGUACUGAUCCAUCUCUAAAUUCACUUGUGCUUUUCAUUUUUUCUGUCUUUAUACAAUCCUUCACUCUUGCAACAAUCUUGGUCUCAUACACAUAUGUGCUCUUUGCCAUCCUGAGAAUUAAGUCUGAACAGGGCAGGAGCAAAGCCUUCUCUACCUGUAGUGCCCAUCUGUUCUCUGUCUCUUUAUUCUAUGGCACACUUUUAAUUAUGUAUGUGUUUCCUGGGUCUGGUGUUGCCAGCAAUCAGGACAUAAUGUAUUCUUUGUUUUAUACAGUCAUAAUUCCUUUAUUAAACCCAUUUAUCUACAGCCUGAGAAACAAAGAAGUUCUUGGUGCCCUGAGAAAAAUGAUAAAAAAAGAAAGAUCCCUCAAGUGA